GUCAAGACUGACCCCACGAAUCCCGCCAUGCCCAAGGAAGUCCGCGACAUCAAGCAGUUCAUUGAGAUCGCUACCCGCAAGGAUGCGACUGAGGCGCGGAUAAAGAAGAUUGCCCCUCGGGUCGUGGGUGCGAAGACCAAGACCAAGUUCAAAAUCAGGUGUUCGCGCUACCUCUACACCCUCUCCCUCGACGACCCUGAAAAGGCUGAGAAGCUUAGGCAGAGCUUGCCGCCAGGCCUCCGGGUAACCGACGUCGAGAAGGUCACCCCCAAGAAGAAAUAAAACGCCUCUCCGACCUCCGUUCUUGCGGUUGCUGUGCACUAACCAAGGGCUGGUUGUGUACCCCUCUAUAAGGGCUAUGAAAUCAGGCGAGUGCGGACAGCGUUGGGGCUUUUACCGGUCGGCGCAACGAUGGACAACGUGGGCAGGGCUGGCGAGAUGAUUCCUCGUGAGAGGAUAUACGGAUUAUUGCUGUGUGCUUUUAUUUCCUUUAAGUCACUUAUUAUGCGUGCAUAUCCCCAGCCCC
This is a messenger RNA of Phanerochaete carnosa HHB-10118-sp, 526 nucleotides long. RefSeq lists its product as uncharacterized. The transcript is spliced from 4 exons. Gene Ontology annotation, biological process: protein-RNA complex assembly; translation. Gene Ontology annotation, cellular component: cytosolic large ribosomal subunit; ribosome. Gene Ontology annotation, molecular function: structural constituent of ribosome. Bases 28 to 282 code for a protein of 84 amino acids. The record is from RefSeq and is a predicted model, not a curated record. NCBI's taxonomy places the organism in Eukaryota, Fungi, Basidiomycota, Agaricomycetes, Polyporales, Phanerochaetaceae.